Molecule: messenger RNA, 1193 nt
Organism: Gadus macrocephalus (Pacific cod)
Lineage: Eukaryota; Metazoa; Chordata; Actinopteri; Gadiformes; Gadidae
Product: acetylcholinesterase collagenic tail peptide-like
Exons: 4
Coding region: 26-451 (141 amino acids)
Source: RefSeq, a predicted model, not a curated record
CAGAGGCAAGGAGGGAGAUGGAGGGAUGAACGAGGAGGACGGACCACGAGGACCCACUGGAUACAGAGGAGAUACAGGUGUGAGAGGAGCUCAGGGGCCUGUAGGAGGGGCCGGGGGGCCCGGGCUGGUGGGCCUGCUAGGUCUACCUGGAAUGCCUGGACACGCUGGAAGAGUGCAUGUCUUACCAGGGCCGAGGGGUGACGGGGGCAACAUCGGGACCACACACAGCUGUAAUUGUUCACAAGUUCGAUUCCAGGAUCUGUUCCCAACACUAGGAGCCAUAGCUGUGGUGCCUACCGUGUACGUGGUGGAGGGCGAGCAGCAGAUGCACAGCGUUUCCUCUGAGAACGUGAUGGUCGUGAGGAGAGACACCCACAGGCUGCUGCUCUUCUCCAGAGGCCACUGGGUCCCUGUUUCUCCCAGAGCCGGGCCCCUGACACAACACCCCUGACCUGCUCAUGAGCAAGGCACUGCAGUUUCAUGGAGGUAUCUGUCUGUGCUAAUGCUUUGUCCCAAAAAUUGUCAAAUUACCUACCUACCUAGGUACCUUCCUACCUACCUCACCACAGGUGAGGUAGGUAGGUAGGUAGGUCCAAGCCUGGCUCCAAGCCUGGACCUACUGGGUCUCCAUAGCUACUGUGUCUAGGGUACAGCAUCAAUAUUGGACCUACUGGGUCUAGGGUACAGCAUCAACACUGGAUAGUGGCAGUUUGAGACUAACUGAAUGCUCACAGCCAAUGAGACUCCAUUGCUUCUCACUUGGUCUGUGUUCAGAAGUCUGGAGCAGCUGUGUGAUGAACCAGGGAUCCUGACUGCUCUAUGCUAGGACAUUAUGUUUGUGUAAUAUAUGUGUGUAGAUUAUGUUUGUCUACAUAAUGUUUUAGUUAGUUAUGUGUGUGUACAUUAUGUUUGUGUGUGUAAUGUGUGUGUGUACAUUAUGUGUGUGUGUGUAAUAUGCAUGUGUACAUCAUGUUUGUAUGUUUGUGUGUGUUAUUUGUUUGUAAUAUGUAUGUUGUGGCAACCCCACACCGUCGGUCUCACACCAUGCCAGCACCCUGAACAGCGCCCUCUCCGCGGGGAGGUAGUCAAAGGGAGAUACUUACCGUUCAGCGCAGCUGCGCUAGAUCGCUCAUCAAGCGGCCCCGGGCAAUCAUGGGCAUUGGGACCACCUGCGGGAGGGAGCCGGAAGAGGA